AUAGGCAGUGUGACUUCUCUUGAUUUGCUGUACAUUCCGGUUUUCUGAUCUCUGGUUGUCAGAAUGGUCGUCCUGAAAGGAAUCCCCUCUGUUUUAUCACCUGAUCUGCUGUAUGUCCUCGCUAAAAUGGGCCAUGGGGAUGAACUGGUGCUUGCAGAUGCUAAUUUCCCAACAUCUUCCAUUUGUACUUGUGGUCCGAAAGAGAUAAGAGCCGAUGGUUUGGGAAUCCCAGGGCUUCUGGAGGCCAUUUUGAAGCUGUUACCCCUGGAUACCUAUGUCCCCCAUCCGGCAGCAGUCAUGGAUCUGGUAGACAGUGACAAGCAAAGAUGUUUAGCUGUCCCUAUGUGGGAAACCUACAGACAUCUCCUAAACCAGGCAGGGUCUCAGACUCCUCUGGAAAAGGUGGAAAGAUUUGCUUUUUAUGAACGAGCCAAGAAGGCAUACGCUGUUGUAGCAACAGGUGAAACAGCUCUGUAUGGUAACCUGAUACUGAAGAAGGGAGUCAUCCCUGCUGAGCUGCUGCAGUGAAGAACAGAUGUUUUGCUGUAACUGUAAUUUGGUGAUGAUGAUUGUUAAUUACCAAAUAAUUUUUUCUCAGUUGUUCAGUGAUGCCAGCCUGUUUUCCUGUUAGAAUAAAGUGGAUAUUUUUUUAAUGAAGCAGAUUUUUGGUUUUGCUCAACUUCCACCCGAAACUGCAAUAUUAAAAAUCCUUUGCCAAUCUAUAAAUAAUACUGUAAAUAUUAUCUUUUUAGUCUCCACUUAACAUGGAGCAAACACAGUUUUGUAUUUUUUAAAAAUGACUUCUGCAGUCUGCACUUCCUUCAAUAAAUAAAACAUGAAAUCUUAAA
Melanotaenia boesemani (Boeseman's rainbowfish) is the source of this 848-nucleotide messenger RNA. RefSeq names its product fucose mutarotase (gene fuom). The record is from RefSeq and is a predicted model, not a curated record. Gene Ontology annotation, molecular function: racemase and epimerase activity, acting on carbohydrates and derivatives; fucose binding. Bases 64 to 528 code for a protein of 154 amino acids. The transcript has 6 exons. Gene Ontology annotation, biological process: fucose metabolic process. NCBI's taxonomy places the organism in Eukaryota, Metazoa, Chordata, Actinopteri, Atheriniformes, Melanotaeniidae.